AUGACAUCUAGGAGUCGCCGAUUAACUGAAUCUGAGAUUCAGAAGUUUAUAGAUGAACUUAAUGACAGUGAAAUUGAUGGUUGCGAAGAUGAUUCUUUAAUUUCCACUGAUGAUUCAUUAGAACUUACAUCAGAAUCUGAAACGUCGGAAGAAGAGGAUGCUUCGGAUAUCGAAUUUAUUCAACCAAGAAUAAAUGGAGCAGUUUCUUUAGAUCUUUCUCAUGUUGAAAAUAACAACACCAGCAAUAUUGUAGUAACUAGUGGUAAUAUAGCUGAAUUGCAACCACUGCAAAAUCGUCUUUGUAAGACCAAUCAAUCUAAUAAUGAUAAUGGUAAUAGCAAUAUUUUUAUAUGGGAUGACAUUCCUAGACAACAAAGAGAAUUUCCAUUUACUGCAAUCAAUAAAGUGAAUAAAGUUCCUGAGAAGCAUGAUUGUCCACUUAGUUCUGAAGUAUGUCCAGCUUGCAAAUUAACUCCAGAAAUAAUGCAAAGAAUGGAAACAAAAAAAAGAAGUUGCUUCAACUUAUGGGUUGAUUUGACAUUUGAUGAACUUUGGUUAUACAUUGCAAUAGUAUCUCUAAUGGGAAUAGUAAACAAGCCUAAUUAUCAUAUGUUUUGGACUAAAGACCAUAUAUUUUCUGCACCUAUAUUUUCCAGACUCAUGCGUCCUGAUCGAUUUGAGUCCAUUCGUAAAAUGAUGCAUUUUACAGAUCCUGGAAAUGAAAAUCAUGAUGAUAGUUUGUGUAAGCUUAGGUCUUUGAUAGAUAGUUUAUCAAAAAUUUUUUCUGAAAAUUAUACUCCUGAGCAAAAUGUCUCAGUAGAUGAGUAUCUUUCCCUUUGGAAAGGUCGUUUGAAGUUCCGCGUUUUUAUCCCAACUUAG
Messenger RNA from Hydra vulgaris (swiftwater hydra), 879 nucleotides. Its product is annotated as piggyBac transposable element-derived protein 4-like. The record is from RefSeq and is a predicted model, not a curated record. NCBI's taxonomy places the organism in Eukaryota, Metazoa, Cnidaria, Hydrozoa, Anthoathecata, Hydridae.